This is a messenger RNA of Ochotona curzoniae (black-lipped pika), 936 nucleotides long. It is a transcript of the gene TMEM54, whose product is annotated as transmembrane protein 54. The transcript is spliced from 6 exons. Bases 1 to 936 code for a protein of 311 amino acids. The record is from RefSeq and is a predicted model, not a curated record. Lineage: Eukaryota; Metazoa; Chordata; Mammalia; Lagomorpha; Ochotonidae.
AUGACUCAGCCUCAGGCCCCAGGCUGCCCAGCCGGUCCGACCGGCCAGGGAUGCAAAGGGGCCGCCCGCCCGCGGGGUGACGGGAAAGGAGGCGGGCCGUGGGCGCGGCGCGCUCAGCCAGGCUCCCAGGCGGCGGGCAGCGAGGAUGCGAGCGGGACCCCACGGCGGCCCGCAGCCCCAGGAGCCCCGCUGAAGCCGGCCACGGCGACCCGGCGACCCGAGCACUCGCGACAUGGGCCUGCACUUCGAAUGAGCCAACCCAGGGCCCUGACUGUCCCCACAGGUGCCCUGAGCGUGGGGGACUUCCGGAAGGUUCUGAUGAAGACGGGCCUGGUGCUGGUGGUGCUGGGCCACGUGAGCUUCGUCACAGCUGCGCUGCUCCAUGGCACGGUGCUGCGCCACGUGGCCGCCCCCCACGAUGCCGUGGCUCUGCAGUACUGCGUGGUCAACAUUCUGUCAGUCACCUGUGCCAUUGCGGUCAUCACAGCUGGCAUUGCAGCUAUCGUGUUGUCACGCUACCUCCCCAGCACCCCUCUGCGCUGGGCAGCAUUCAGCUCCAGUGUGACCUGCGCUCUCCUCUCUCUGACCUGCGCCCUGGGCCUCCUGGCCUCCAUCGCCGUGACCUUUGCCACCCAGGGCCGAGCCCUGCUGGCUGCCUGCACUUUUGGGAAGCCUGAAGUACUGGCACUGUCCCCCGAUUGUCCCUUUGAUCCCACACGCAUUUACAGCUCCAGCCUGUGCCUCUGGGGUAUUGCACUCAUCCUGUGUGUGGCUGAGAGCGUGUUUGCCGUGCGCUGCUCUCAGCUCACCCACCAACUGCUAGAACUGAAGCCCUGGUGGGGGAGAAGCAGACACUAUGCGGUGCAGGAGAACGUGGAGCCCACCGAGGGCCAGGAUCUGCUGAGCAGUACCCCGUCUGUGCCUCUGACCCUCUGA